Messenger RNA from Mercenaria mercenaria, 1651 nucleotides. Its product is annotated as actinia tenebrosa protease inhibitors-like. Bases 112 to 1308 code for a protein of 398 amino acids. The record is from RefSeq and is a predicted model, not a curated record. Gene Ontology annotation, molecular function: serine-type endopeptidase inhibitor activity. NCBI's taxonomy places the organism in Eukaryota, Metazoa, Mollusca, Bivalvia, Venerida, Veneridae. Gene Ontology annotation, cellular component: extracellular region. The transcript has 4 exons.
GCUACGAUGUAUGUAAACUUAAAGAGUAACUUAGGAACAAUAGAGUGAAACAUUUCGUUUGCACGCGGUUUGCUAUUUCCGAUUUGUGAACAUUAUCUUUAAUUUACAGUUAUGCUGAUAAAUUGUGCCCUGUUUGGCUUUACUUUCAUGCUGACGGCAUUGCUACCGAAAGCAAAUGACAUUGGGAGAUGUGUAGAGAUGUGCAAGAGUGACAGUGACUGUAAUGGCACUCAGAAAUGCUGCUCUAACGAUUGCGGUCAUACCUGUCAAACACCAAUACCAGAUACAUGCAGUGGUUUUUGUGGAGGCAUUGCUGGCAUCCCUUGUCCUGUUGGCUUAACAUGCAAACUUAUGGGGAAGUUUCCAGACGCUGGUGGGAAAUGUUGUAUCGAUGAAUCAAUACCUAUUAGCGCAUGCCUGCUGCCUAAGAAGCCUGGUCCAUGCAAAGCUGCCAUUCCACGGUAUUUCUACAAUACAGAUACAUGUCAAUGCGAACCUUUCACUUGGGGUGGGUGUCGUCCCAACGACAACAAUUUUCUAAACCUCGUCCAUUGUCAAGCAUUAUGCGAGAAACCUAUGAAAAAUAAUGCUGUUUGUGAACUUCCAAAGAAGAUAUCAGGGCAUUGCAACCUACCAUCGGCCCAAGGACCAUGCAAUGGGCAUUUCCAGCGUUUCUUCUUUAACAUACAGACAUGUCAGUGUGAAGAGUUUAUCUAUGGCGGUUGCGGUGGCAACGAAAACAGAUACGAAACCUUGCAGGAAUGUCGAGCUGUUUGUGGAUCAUCGAUUAUGUGCCCAGUUUGUAACCUGCCAUCAGUUAAGGGACCAUGCGAAGAAAAACUAGACCGAUGGUAUUUUGACGUUGCUGAAUGUAAAUGUAAGAAGUUUCGGUACGGAGGUUGUGGUGGAAAUAUGAACCGUUUUCUGUCCAGAAAAGAUUGUGAGGGCUCAUGCGGAACAUUCCCUUGUCCAGUUUGCUCCGAACCAAUGAAGGUUGGGCCAUGUAAGAUGGCAAUAGAUAGAUUCUUUUACGACCCUUUAGCAAACAAAUGUAAAGAAUUCACAUGGGGUGGUUGUCUGCCAAAUGGCAACAAUUUUAGAAACAAGAGAUUAUGUAAUAAUGUCUGUAAAAAUUUUGUCUGUUCCCUCCCGGCAAAAGCUGGACCAUGCGAAGCCGCGAUAGAGAGAUAUUAUUAUGACGCCGCUACCGGAAAAUGUCAAAUGUUUUUGUGGGGUGGAUGUGAUUCGAACGGAAAUAACUUCCGUUCUCUUAAGGCUUGCAAGAGAAAUUGCAUGCAAGAAGAAUGAGUUUAGGACUAUAAACAUAUAGAUGUAUAACAACAUAGCAAGAUAAUUGAUUUACAUGAUGUCAAAUACAUUUGUUUAAGUAACCGACGAAUAUUAUGUAAUGCGUCGAUUUAUGUUUUGUACAUUAAAAGUAUAAUUGUUCCAGAUAUAAUUGAUGAAGGACUGAAUGUGAUUUUGUUUAGACGGGUGUAAACAAUAUAGGAACUUCUGACAAAUCCAUGGAUCAUGCUUGCAAUAUGUAACUCAUGUGCUAAAUGUUCCAGUGUGGUAUAUACCCGUCUAAACACAAUAAACACUGUUCAGUCCUGAUAUUUACAUCUGUACAAUAAAAGCUUAUUACAAU